CUUGAACUCAGUCUACAAAGUCAUUGAUGCUGUAGAAUUAAACAAUGAAGUUCAUUGUGACAUCAUCAACUGAUUUGCAAUCCAUAUGAGACCAAGCCUUGAAUAGUGGAUCCACAACUCCUGAGAUCAAUCCACAUCACUGUACAUGUAGUUGAUGCUCCACAACAAAGACACUGUAUUGUGAUAUCUUCAGAAUAAAUCAAACGCUGACCUACUGAUUUGUAAUCAACUUGGCUCAGUCCUUAAUUUGGAUCAACCUCUGAAAUCAGUUCACAUCCUAGGCAUUGAUGGUGUACAAAAUCAUCAAGUAAAGUAGUAUUUAUACAUAGAUAUUUUCAGUGAUAUUUUUAGAGUCAACACACGGAUCCACUGAUUUCCAUGUAACUUGAGGCUGCGGAUUUCAAGUGUUGAUCCACAACUUCUGAAAUCAAUCCACAUCAGCGACAGCAACUUCUUUCACUUUUGCAGGGUAAUAUUUAGAGUAUAAUCCAGAUAUUUUUGCUGUACAUGUAUAAAAUGCAUUGCACUGAGUAAUUGGAAAAGAUAUCUUUUAACUUUAAAAUACUGAACUUCGUUAUCUAUCUUUUGAAACCAAGUUAACAACAUUUCUUAGUUUCAAGAUGAACAAUUCAAGCAUUGUAAUAGUAGACUACAAUGAAUAUGCGCAACUGCCUUACAUCAAGGCAUUAUUUAGUACGAUUUUGGCGUUAACAUCUUUUUUGAUUAUACUAGGAAACAUCUUUUCCUUGAUAGUGCUCUAUCGCGUGAGAUCUAUUAGUGAGCCAACGAGGAUAAGCAUGAUAUCGUUAACGAUCGCGAACUUGUGCUCAGGGUUAUUUCGCAGCUCGCCGGGCGUUUUUGCGGCCGCGAUGGGACGUUGGCCUUUCAGAGGCCAGCUUUGUGCCGUUCAGGGAGUGCUCAACCAUGCUUUGCUCACCGCUUGCAUUUGGAAUCUGCUGGUUCUCUGCUUGGACCGAUUCAUCGCGAUCUUGAAGCCCUUGCGCUAUCACCAAAUCGUGACUGCCAAGAAAGCGCUGCUGGCUGUGCUGAUCAGCUGGUGCCUCGCCGUUAUUGGCGGAUUCACGAUGGGUCCGCUACAAACCCGCCGCCCAGCUCAUUAUAUGCCCGAAUACUGCAGUUGCUACUAUCAGUUUCAAUUCAACCCGUGGUUUUACGUUUCCUUUGCUACAUUUGUCACAGUUCCAUACAUUGUAAUGUUUUUUCUCUUCACUUAUAUGUUUGUUAUCGCUAGAAGACAUGCCAAGCGAAUCCAAAACGGGAUACCAAAUAAUCCAGAGGCACAGGUCAAACAACCCCCGGCGCGAAAAUCAGCUAUCACAUAUGCCUUGGUUAUGCUGUUUUUCGAUAUCAGCAUAACCCCUAUGUUAUUGCUACACACAUACAACCUCAUUAUCCGUACUAGAUGCUAUGGGCACUUUGUCGUGACUUUUGUGUUUACCGUCCUGUUCCAUUCUUUUUCCUUCUUGUGCUUGCCAGUUUUUUACAAGCGGACUGCAGCCUUUAGAGAGGAGUUAUAUCGAAUCGCGGCCAAAAUCUGUCCGUUUAAAUGCUGCAAAGUCUAGGGGUUGCAUGACUGAUGAAUGUAUUGUCAUUCCCUGUGCAAUAAUGCUGUGAUACAGUAUUACGAUAUACGAAAAU
Molecule: messenger RNA, 1659 nt
Organism: Patiria miniata (bat star)
Lineage: Eukaryota; Metazoa; Echinodermata; Asteroidea; Valvatida; Asterinidae
Product: beta-3 adrenergic receptor-like
Exons: 1
Coding region: 621-1583 (320 amino acids)
Biological process (GO): G protein-coupled receptor signaling pathway
Cellular component (GO): membrane
Molecular function (GO): G protein-coupled receptor activity
Source: RefSeq, a predicted model, not a curated record